Messenger RNA from Drosophila yakuba, 3130 nucleotides. RefSeq lists its product as uncharacterized. NCBI's taxonomy places the organism in Eukaryota, Metazoa, Arthropoda, Insecta, Diptera, Drosophilidae. Bases 1602 to 2933 code for a protein of 443 amino acids. The record is from RefSeq and is a predicted model, not a curated record. The transcript has a single exon.
AUGACAGUCAAACGAAAAUCUAUUAAGAGUCUACAAAUACUUUGUAAAUCCAAAAACGUUAAAUCUUGGCUGCCUACGGAUUUUUCAUAUAAUCUAAUAGCAACACUAAAAAUGGGUUUCUUUCAAGAAUAUCUGUCGUCUGACUUGUCUUAAUAAAUAUUUUUUAAUUUUAUUUCCAUUGUGCUAAUGCGGUUAGUUUAUUCAGUUUUCAGUAUAGUAAGUGGUAGUCAGGCUUAAAUUUAUAUGGGUCAACGAAUUUUCACUUGUUUGUCAAGGAGGUCUUUGGAUGAAAAAGAAAAUAGAAAAAAGGUAUGGACAUUUUUAUAGUGAACCCUUGGUAUCCGAGUGCUUUUCACAUAAGAGGCUUACUAGACAAACCAAAUCCCCAUCAAAUAAAUUUAACUCAAUUGCCCAAACAUUCCCCAAUGGCCGAGCGUUGAUUGUAGAUUGUUGAUGAUGUGGUUAUUAUUGUUGUUGAGGCUUACGUGCAAACUUUUAUCUGCAUUUAGAUUUUUGACAUACAAAUUUAUUGUUUAUGCCCAUGAUAAUAUCAAGAAAGAACAUGCAAUUUAAUAAUUAUACAUUUUACGGUCUGUUUGAGUCUAGCCAUUAUACGUGUGAAUUAAAAGAGUGUGCUUGGCAAAAAAGUUGGAAAGAUUUUUCAAUGCACAAGUGCAGUUCCCAACUAUAGUAUUGAUCAUUUCCGCCCAGUUUCGGCCAAAAAAAAAUGUCCAACUAUGUCGGAGGUCGGUGAACUUUUUUACGCGGCCAAAGUUGCGUGUUUGUUUAGGCCCAAAAAUCUCACCGUCGCUUUAUUGCGGUUAUUGACUUUAAACUCAUUUCGCUUCCACGUCUUCAUCUCUUUUAUCUGUUUGGCCCACACACACUUGUCCAUCGGCAUUCUGGGCCUAAUUUCCUUUUCGGUUUUGGGUGUGUUCGCCACAUCAAAAAAAAAGUGGUACCAAAAAUAUAUAUAAAGGUAUAUGGGAAAUGGAAAAGAAGGAACAGAAAUUAACAUAAUCAAAUUUACUUUUGUACGCUGCGAACACGUUUCGUGGCCGAAAGAAGAAAAAGUGAAGACCAUUAUUAUUUAAUUUUCGUGUCAGUCGGCGCAAUGCCCCAACGAACGGCAUUGAAGUAUUGACAAACUGAGGGAUAUCUACACCUGCCAGUUCGUUUGACAAGGUGAGCUUCACAAUGGUCUAUAAACAGAUUUUGGCAAGAGUGUCGAUUGCAACUGAUAUGUUCUACGUUCAAAGCAUUUUAUUGUCUUGCAAUUACGAUUGAUUUACCUAAUAAAUUCGUGGGAUAGGCUUUCUGCAGUUGGAUAAAUUUUAAUAUACAUGUAUAACAUAACUGGGAAUAUAAUUAAAUCUCAGAAUAGUUAUUUAAUUAAAUAAAUAAGAUGCAAAAUUUGUGAAUAACAGAAAUUUUAUUUUCGGCUGGCUUUCAUUUAUUUGCCAGUACUUCCUUUGAAAAAGCUACGAUCAAUAUAAAUUUACUAAACCAUAAUGCCCCUGUGGUCUAGGCUUUCGAUUACAUCAAAAAAUCAAAAUUAAUCAAUCAAAAUUAUAGUUAACAUUUAAAGUAUCUGCCACAGGAUGAGCAUGCGGAAAAUGUGUUGCCGCUUUACAGCAAAUUUUCCUUGGACCACAAAGAUUAAUUCGAUCGGUAAAAAACAAUCGUCUAGGUCCUCAUGUCUUUCCCAGGAGCAUUGUCUUUGGCGUCAAAGAAACCAAGUGGAAAUCGAACAGUUGGCAAAGCUGGUGGGCUACAAGCCCGAGGAAAUCGAUGGCUUUCUUUUUAAUCUUAGUCUACGGAACUAUAAUAAUCUGUUAAAGCCCAAGGGCUAUGGAUGGGAUGGCUGCAAUGUGCCCCUAUGUUAUCCGUAUGUCUGUGAUCGGUACAUGGCCAUAUUCGAUAUUUGUGGCAACAUACGAAAUCCCAUCCAUACAAGGAGCCUGGAUAGUAUACUUUCGUUACUGCAGGAUUACUUGAAUGGUGCUUCCCCUUAUGAUCGAAAGAACUCGCCUAUGGCGUAUCCUUACGAACAGCAGGGGAAACAUCGUUCAAGGAUCGAAAGUGAGAAAGUUUUAAGCGCAGGCGUUGAACAUAGCGAUUUACAAAGUUUGGGAUCAUCAGAUUGGAUCUUUCAGAUCCUUGGCAGUUCAAAGAAAUCGAAAAGCCAGGAAAAAUCGACCUCCCACCGAGAACCGCAAGCAGUGGAGAGACCGGAAUUAAUAUCCGAAUUAGAAUCAGAAUCUCAAAAGGUGAAAAUGUAUAGGAAAAAUAAAGACUUUGGUCGGCAGGCUGUUUUUCUUAAUGAUGAACUAGCCCUAGCUUAUGCCAAGUCUUAUGAUUAUGCGGAAUAUCUGAUGAAAACGUUGGGUCGACAUCGUUUUAGGGACAGCUAUAUAGGUCCUGUGGGGGAUUUAAGAACAGCACGUACUCGCAUUCUUAUAAGAGACUUAAUCGCAAGGAAAGGAAUGAAUAUAAGUGAAAAAGAUUUAAGCAAGGCUUUAAAAAAGGUCGAUCUUGAGUGGAAAGGAACGACACGCGCAGAUAAUAAACGUGAAAUGAGAACCGCCCGGGAGAUUUCCAGGCUUUACAAUGCCAUCGUUCAGACGCCGUCAAAUGACUCUAUUCCUUGGGAAAUUAUAGGCAAUGUCAGAGAGAACUACCCAAAGGUUCCAAAAGCCUCGAAAUCUCCCAGAAAAUACUUGGCCGGCCGACCCUCAUUGCUUUUCCACGAACCUUUUAAUCAAAAAAAAAACAGGACCGGGCAACGGCGAAAUUCAAGGCAUUCCCGGCUAAAUUCCGAUUACAAACUCUCAAGUGCAAGGAUUAAGCGAUAUUUAAACACAUCCAUGAAGAAACCAAUAGAGCCGGUCGAAGAAAAUUCAAUCUAUUCGACAAGGAGUGAAGGGGAAUGAUUGCAGAAACGAGAGUCUUAAAAUCCCUUGCCAGGUGGUUCCAAAAUGUGUUUGUAAAUGGGCAUAAUGUAAAACGGUUUUUUUUUUGCCACUAAUUUUCCCAUUAUCCCAGCAUGCUUAGAAAAUUACAGCAGAGAAAUCAUUCAAAAUUUUAGUUUGGAACUGGCAACCAAAAAUUUGUUCUUUCUUAAAUACCU